Molecule: messenger RNA, 777 nt
Organism: Insectozyma verbasci
Lineage: Eukaryota; Fungi; Ascomycota; Pichiomycetes; Serinales; Debaryomycetaceae
Source: the annotation of a GenBank genome assembly
AUGUCUUCACCUCCUUUUAAUAUAUUUACUUCUAUUAAUAAUUCAACAUUAAUAAUUCCAUCAAUUUCCAUUGGUAAUAUACCUCAAUUAGCUAUUGAUUUAUUAAUUCAUACUUAUUCAUUUAGUAAAAUUGGUAAAAUUAAUGAUUUUUAUUUAUAUCCAUUUGCUUCAGCUAUUGAUCAUGAUCCAAGUAUAAUUGAAAAUAAUUUUGGUAUUACUUCCAGUUGUGAAAUUUAUUUUAAUAAAGAUUUACAACUUACUUUAAUUCAACAAAGAUCACCUAUAAUAUCUUCAUAUACUAUUCCAUAUAUAAAUGAAGUUUUAUUACCAUUUAUUUUGGAAAAUAAAUUUAAACAUGUUAUAUUAUUAGAUAGUUUUGAUGCUGGAUUAGUUGAAAAUAUAAAACAAGGAGAUAUUAAAAUAUUUAACCAAGAUGAUUUAUUAAAUAAAUCUUUAAAAGAAUUAGAAUUAAAUAAUAACAAAUUAAUAGAUGAAAAUGACAAUAAUAAAGAUAAAGAUAAAAAUGAAAAUGUUGAUUUUGUUGAAUUAUUAAUUAAAGAAUUAAUUAAACCAAGAAAAAAUCCUUUUGAUGUUUCUGUAUUUAUAAGUUAUGUUUAUGAAGGUGAUAAUUUUCAAGAUGGUGAAAAAUUGGCAAAUAAAUUGAUUGAAGAAUUAAAUAUUAAAAAUGUAAAACAAUGGAUAAGACCAAUUAGUUGGUUGGGAGCAUACGGUGAUAAACCAGUACCAAAUUCAAUGGAACAAGGUUUAUAUGGUUAA